UCGAGCAGGUAUCACAAGAGGAGGGUGCAGAUAGGAAAUGGGUAUUUUCAGAAUAACGCCCGUGUACCGGGCGGUGACUUCAGCAUUUUAAAGGAAUAAUACUCUGAGUCUGUAUUCAGAAAAGGUCUCCGGGUUCAUUUAGAGGAACAUGUAAAACGUCCUCAAAUCAGAUAAGGACUGAGGCCGACUGAUGACGAGAUCAGAUCGCCAGUGUCUGCACUUCUCAGGCAUGCAAACACCAUGGGCAUAAAGUGUGAUCAGGAACGCGUUUUGGCAUAAGAGAAAGACUGACUCUGUGACUGAAAGCGCUUUUCCAGAUGGAGACUGACCUGAGGUUGGAGUCAAGUUUGUGGAUCGGAAAUAAAAGAUAUCGGGCCGUCCUCACAGGUUGGCAUUUGAAAUGGACUGAGGCAGAUAAGAAGAAUGGUGACAAGAAAACAGUUUCAGUACCUGUGGCUGAGGUGGUUGGAGUGGAGAACGGUCGGGUAGAGAUCUUGCCCCAGAAGUCAGUUGAAGACACAGACAAAGAUUUCACAGUUUUCUACGUCAAGCGUAGCAGAAGUAGAAGCACUUAUGGGUUGUUGUGGAGCCUGGGCCGGACCCAGUUCAGCUGCCCCAGUCGGGUCCUCAGAGACCAGUGGACUAAUCACCUAAGGACUGCCCUCAAAACUCACAGUCCUUUGCGCCCACAUAGACUGCUGGUGUUCAUCAACCCAUUUGGAGGAAAGAAGAAAGGAAGAGAGAUCUACCAUUCACUUGUUGCCCCUCUGUUUGAGCUGGCUGGGAUCAGCUCUCACGUUAUAGUGACUGAACGGGCUAACCAGGCCAGAGACCACCUCUUGAAGAAAGAUCUGACAGGCUUUGAUGGUGUGGUCUGUGUGGGCGGCGAUGGCAUGUUCAGCGAAAUACUUCAUGGUUUGAUUGGGCGGACACAACAAGAGGCAGGUCUUUGUGAGACUGAUCCCGCUGUCACAUUGCAGCCAUGCCCACUUCACAUUGGCAUCAUCCCUGCAGGUUCUACAGACUGUGUGUGUUAUGCCACAGUGGGGGUUAUUGAUCCUGUUACUUCAGCUUUGCACAUUAUUAUUGGAGACUCUCAGCCAUUAGACGUGUGUUCAGUUCACCAUGCUUCCACCCUGGUACGCUACUCGGUAUCUCUGGUGGGCUAUGGCUUCUAUGGAGACGUACUGGCUGAGAGUGAAAAACACCGCUGGAUGGGACCUCUCAGAUACGACUAUUCAGGUACAGUUGUGUACCUGAGCAACAGAAGCUAUGCGGGCAUAGUUCAGUAUCUACCAGCAGACCCGCUGCUCUCCAGCCCUAGAGAUAAAACGCGCUGCCUCUCAGGGUGCAAUGUGUGCUCCAGAAGUACAGAGCGACUAUUCCCACACACUUCUGAUUCAGGCUCCCUGUACAGCUCCCACUUCAGCCAGUACAGCAAUGACUCUGAAGGUGAAUGGGUGAGUGUGGAGGGCAGGUUCAGGUGUGUAUCGCUCACUUGUAUGUCCAGCUCAUGUGCCAGGAGCCCAUUAGGUCUCUCUCCGUCUGCUCAUCUGGCAGACGGAACAGGGGAUCUCAUCCUAGUAUGGGACACUCACCCACUGAGCUUCCUCAAGUUUCUCUACAGACACACAAGCACACAGGACCAGUUCGACCUGCCGUUUGUGGAGGUCCAUCGAGUGAAGGCCGUCCGUUUCUCUCUCCCAGAUGGCAGAGAAGAAGAGGUGCAUGAAGAAAUCGGAGAGCUGAAUUGCGCAAUAGGUGGCGAAGAGCGAGAAUACGUGGACACUGUAUGCAGAAAUGGAUCUCAGCAGCAAUUGGCACAGAGUGUGGUGGAGCGAGAGACGAAGAACGAGCACAAAACAGUGGCUCCCAUCCUGUGUGGUCUGUGCUGCAAAAAGACUCCAGCUGUGUCCGUGUGGAACUGUGAUGGAGAGAUUCUGCCUUUCACUGAGAUCUUCUGCAGGAUCCACGGUCAGCUGGUACGUCUGUACGCCAGGGGCAUUGAGGACGGAGCAGCCAUGCAAAACUGCAGCCGGGAGAGUGACAAGAAUAAAAGUAGAUGCAUCACAUACAAAUAGUCUGAACUAAAUUCUUGAUGAGAAAAAAGUGAAGAAUAGUGUUUGCAUCGUGGGACUGAUUUGUGAAUUUAUUAAAAAAAAAAAAAAAAAAUUAGGCAGACUAGCUUUCUGUGAUUGCCAAAAAGUUCCUUUUAUUUCAGGUACUUCUAUGGAUUGUCAUUGUAAUAACGAUAAAGACUAUUUAUUUUUUAAAUGUGCAUGUGUGUGUUAGUUGACUACUGCUUGCUAAUUUGGGGGGCUUUCGUUUGGUCAGCAAACUAGAUUCACUUUUACAGUAUGCUGCAAGUGAGCAGUUUGUGGUCUGAAUUUUAUUUAUGUGCACAAGUUUUCAGAGAAUAAGGUCAUGGGUAAUGCAAACAGAACUUGAAAGACAACAAAAUCUUUGUGCAAUGAAAAAGGCUUGCAUGACUUUUUAUUGCUUGAUUGUUCAGCAGCAGUGCAUAUUUUAUAUGCAACUGAAUAAAAGGUGAUUCUACUGGUUCUGCAUUAUCUAUAAACAUUCUUCUAGCUUCACACAAAUCUAUUAAAUGCAUGACAAUUUAAAAAAUAUAUAUAUAUGGCCCAUUAAAAUCAUUACUGCAGAAGGUUGUCACAAAAAACUACAAAAAGUUGUUUAAAAAGAUGUUUGUCCUUGCUGCACUUCCCCCUGCUUUCAAAGUAUUAGCAGGAUCACUUAAUGGUCUAUUUCUGAUGUGAAAGAAACUGUGUGCAUGCAGUUCCAGUUAGGCCUUGAACCUGGUAGAGACAAAGUACAAGAACCAGAAUCAAUCUGGUGAAAACUGCUGAUAGAAAUAGAAAAUAAUAAAACCAUAUGAAAAAAUGUUAAUGUUCAUGCAUUGUAAGAGAUUGACAUGUUGGUAAGAGAGUUCUUAGUUUAGAUUAGAACAUACCUGAGAGUUGUUCUUACCUGACGCCAGACAUUUAAAUGUGUUUCCUGCAUGACUGAUACUAAAAGAGGCACCUGUUGUUACGAACCAGGCCAGCAGGUCCUUCUGGUAUACAUGGGUCUGUUUAUAUGACUCCCAUUGGGCAUUAGUGACAAUUGUAAACAAAGGCCUUACAAUACAGUGAACGCUCUUGAAUUCUUAACAGUUAAAUGGCACAGCCAGUAAAUAAUUAUCCUAUACUCUAUCUAUAAGAUACCAUAAACGUUGUAGAUUUUCCAUGUCCACAAUGUCCCAAGGUCGUAGGAAUACAGAUAUUUGCAAUGCUUUUAAAAAAUUGCAAGAAAAAGAGUGAAUGGUGAUUUAUUUAGAAAUACCAGAUUUACAUCAAAAUCAGUCUGAUACAGCUUGUUUUAAUCUCCGCUGUCAUUCUCUGCAUGAUUAGUCAUAAAAACCAGUGCUUUCUUCUGUACAUGCAGAAAUCAAUCACGUUCAGCAGUGACUGCAGUAAA
Oreochromis niloticus (Nile tilapia) is the source of this 3477-nucleotide messenger RNA. Its product is annotated as ceramide kinase family protein. Gene Ontology annotation, biological process: phosphorylation; ceramide metabolic process. The record is from RefSeq and is a predicted model, not a curated record. Bases 318 to 2081 code for a protein of 587 amino acids. The transcript is spliced from 13 exons. Gene Ontology annotation, molecular function: ceramide kinase activity. NCBI's taxonomy places the organism in Eukaryota, Metazoa, Chordata, Actinopteri, Cichliformes, Cichlidae.